AUGGUGGAUUGCGUCCCAGCGCCUUUACACGCCACGGAACUUCACAUCGCGAAUGUUGAUCACAGCGAGGAGAACGUCAUUCACAUUCCGAACUGCAUAGAGUCGCAGGACAUCUCGACCAUGUACUUCUCCGAUUUCGAACACACCACUUUCAUAGAGGAACCGUAUUGUUUCGACAUUCUGUACGAGCGAACCACUCGCCAAAGUAUUCCCAUUGUCGUGUACUGUAAAUCGAUGAGAGACAGGCCAUUCGAAUUGAGUACAAUAAGUGCAACGAAGAGAAUGUUGAAUAUCAGCAGAUGUUGCUCGUAUGAUACGGUUUUUAACAUAAACAAGGGGAAAUGCGAGCCGAGAUUCGAUCAUGUUUCGAACUACUCUUUGUCCACGAUUAUGCAACAAGGAUUCUUGGCGGAGAUUAUUCUAAACGUUCACAGAGGCAUGCCAAACUGUUCAGGAUCGAUCUUCACUUACGAAAUCGACGUGGAAGACAUCACUCUUACGCAAAAACAUCUACAGGUGACACUGCCGACGGACAAAAACGGAAGAACGGAGAGUUUCACGAUCACCAAGGACAACUCGUGUCUGGAGUUGACGACAGAUUCCAAGACGAAAGGGCGGCUCGUGGUUCGUGUAUGUCGAGACACGGAAUUCUGCUGGGCAAACGGCUGUAUAAACAAGUGUUGCACAGAGGGCCAUUUCCUGAACAGCCGGAAUUGUACGAGAAAUUACGAGUCCGUGCCGGAGAAGAAUCUUUACGAAAACCUAGCGAACAUCACCGGCAGAUCGUUGAACGCUGCAGAUUACGGGCUGAAGAGUAAACUGAGCUGUCCAAAUGCGAAAUUUGAGUUGAACUUGCUUGAAAUAAAGAAUAUAACGGUUGAAGGAUACAUUCAACUGGCUUACGAUGCCGACGAUUUGAAACACAACCAGUACUGCAUAGACGUAUCCAGAAACGGCACAGGAUUCGAAACUCUAAGUGCUUUCGUCUGUUUCCCGGAAGAAGUGCAAAAUAUUACCAGAUUCAUAAUUACCAGCAUCCUGACAGGAAUCAGCUGUGUUUUCCUGCUGUUGACGUUAAUUGUUUACGCUUGCUUACCCUCGCUUCAAAAUUUGCACGGUAAAACACUGAUGUGCCACGCUGCCAGUCUUUUCCUGGCUUACCUCUGCCUUUGCAUGGUAUCUUGGCUAUCACCGUCCAAGACCAUGAUGGAAAAUGGAUACGAGAACUUGUUCUGCUCGGCACUGGGAUUCACCAUGCUCUUCGCUUUUCUGUCAGCUUUCUCCUGGUUGAACGUUAUGUGCUUCGAUAUAUGGCGGACAUUUGGGAGGUUACAAGGCAACAUAACCAGGAGCCGUAGCCACAACAAGAAAUUCUUGUUGUACUGUUUAUACGCAUGGGGCCUGCCUAUAUUCAUCACCCUCUUCGGCAUCCUCAGCGACCAGCUCGAUUUUCUACCGCAAAAUCUGCGGCCUGAUUUCGGCACGACAACCUGCUGGUUCUCAACUUUGCCGGGUUUCUUCGGUGAAAUGGUUUUCUUCACGGUGCCGGUUGCGGUCCAGCUGACAACGAACGUGGUGUUCUUUAUUCUCACGGCAGAGCAGUGUAGCAAGGUGAAAGCCGAGAUAAGCAGGGUUGUCGACCCAUUGGAUCCUAGGAGCAGACGAUUUCACGCUGACAAAACUAAGUUCAUCAUGAACGUGAAGCUGUUCGUCGUCAUGGGUAUAUCCUGGAUCGCGGAGAUCGUCUCGUCUUUCGUGAAUCGGUACAGCAAUUACAACUGGCGGGAGGAGUUAUUCUACGCGACGGACGGUAUAAAUUGUCUUCAAGGACUUCUGAUAUUUCUCUUGUUCGUGAUGAAGCGUCGCGUUCAUCAGGCGUUGAAGAAACGGCUCGGAUUCGACACGAAGAAGAAGUCCGACAGUAAGGGGACAUCGACGAUUCACGAUCCGUGUAAAAUGAAAAAAUGCGCCAGUAACAGCACUUUAACGUGCAGCUUCGCUGUUAGCGGAACACCUUGA
Messenger RNA from Habropoda laboriosa, 2019 nucleotides. RefSeq names its product G-protein coupled receptor Mth2-like. Gene Ontology annotation, molecular function: transmembrane signaling receptor activity. Gene Ontology annotation, biological process: cell surface receptor signaling pathway. Bases 1 to 2019 code for a protein of 672 amino acids. The record is from RefSeq and is a predicted model, not a curated record. Gene Ontology annotation, cellular component: membrane. The transcript has 9 exons. Lineage: Eukaryota; Metazoa; Arthropoda; Insecta; Hymenoptera; Apidae.